This is a messenger RNA of Cheilinus undulatus (humphead wrasse), 1349 nucleotides long. It is a transcript of the gene fancf, whose product is annotated as FA complementation group F. Gene Ontology annotation, cellular component: Fanconi anaemia nuclear complex. NCBI's taxonomy places the organism in Eukaryota, Metazoa, Chordata, Actinopteri, Labriformes, Labridae. The record is from RefSeq and is a predicted model, not a curated record. The transcript has 2 exons. Gene Ontology annotation, biological process: interstrand cross-link repair. The coding region runs from base 123 to 1151 and encodes 342 amino acids.
AAUGCGCAUGCGUUGUUGUGAAAGCGGCACUGGGCUGUAACAACAGCUUGACACGAGACUGAUGCUGACAAUGAUUCAUCGGCGGAUUUCUCUGGCUGAACUGUGAACGCAGAGAGCGCCACAUGGAGGCAGUGCUGAUAAACUUAGCGAAGACGGCGGAGCUGCUAGCUGUAGCCUCGCACAGCAGUGUGGUGGAUCAGUGGGAUAAACAAACUCUGACCCGAGCUUUUCACUGGGCACGGUACUGCGAAAACCUCUUUUCUAGGUUUCAACAUAACCCCACCAUAAGGAGGAUUAUGGAGAAGCAGCUGCAGGUCACAAAUGAAAGUUUAGGAGCCGUUUUUCCUUCAUACACCGAUGUCUCCUUCUCGGAUCUCUCUCGAUGUCAGCACUUGUUGCUUGAUGGACUGUUAAACAAUCCUGUCCUACCAGUCUCCAUCAUUAAGAUACUUUUUGACACUGUUGUUCCUCUUAACACCAAAGAGAGUGAGGAUCAGGAUGUUACCGGCUUUUGCAGCCAAAUAAUCCAGUGCAAAUCAGCCUGUAAACUCCUGAGUCCUCUCACAGACCUGUCAUCUGUGGGUGCUGAGGCUGAGGUGCAGGGGGUGAUGCUGAUGGAGAGGCUGGGAGCUCUUUUGAGCCAAGGCAGUGAUGCAUGCCACACACAGCGCUUUCUGGACUCUGUUGUCCAGGGACAUGAAGGACAAGCUGAACACCUCUGUCUGGUCAUCACUGCAGCUCUGCUGAUAACAAAAAACUCACAAACUGCAUCACAGGAUUUUCUCUUGGACUGGCUGUGGGGGAAGCACAGACUGCUGCAGCACAUGUGCUCUGCAUUACCCAUUAUUCAGCUAACAAACCUGGCCAAAAAACAUCAGAAGUUUAAAGACUUGUACUGGGACAUACUGAAGAAGUGGGCCUCUUAUAUGGAGUACAAUGUAACUGAAGGUGAAUGGGUUCAAACCAGCACAAACCAAACCACUGUGUCCUAUCAGAAACUAAUAGAGCAUUUUAGGGCGUUGUUUACAGCCAGCCCCUCUCUGAGGGAGGAUGUGGGAAAAGAGCUACAUGCACUGAAAAUUUCUGAUGGAGACUUCGAUGUCAGAGGUCUGAGUGUUUGGGGAGACCUUCUGUCAGUAUUAAACAGCUGACUGUCAGUAUUUUUUUAUUUAAAGCUGUAAUGUUCACAUCUGUUAAUGUCUUAGUGCUGUAUUUGUGGAGAACUGGUUAUUAAAGCACAUUACUUUCCUAAUACUAAAUCAAAUGUGUCAGAAGCAGCAGUUAUUGAAAGCAGCUAAGACUAUGUGUUGUCUCUACUAGUUCAUAUAUUCCUAUCAUUCAAUGGUUUC